AUGACAACACCUCAACAGUCAGAUACCAAGGGAGUUGACAAUGGGGGAGAACGACAACGAAAUAGUAUAGCCGAGUCCCUAGGCGGACGAGGAUCGGUAUCAGUCACCAUGGAGCCACGGCACAACAAGUUGGGCAGCAUCUCGGGUGUCUACAUCCCUGUUUUUCUCAAUAUCAUGAGUAUUCUCAUGUUUUUACGAUUCGGUCAAAUCAUUGGGAAAAUCGGCUUCGCGGGCAUCCUCGGACUUCUAGUUACAGCUUACUCCAUUGACUUAUUGACGACGCUUUCUCUAUCGGCCAUCGCAUCCAAUGGAGAAGUCAAGGGCGGUGGUGCAUACUACCUUAUCUCGCGGUCUCUGGGACCUGAGUUUGGUGGUUCCAUUGGAAUCCUCUUCUAUCUUGCUCAAGUUCUCAAUGCAAGCAUGAACGUUGUUGGUCUUAUUGACUGUGUUAGACUGAAUCUCGGCGCGGCUUUCCCCUCAGGUUACUGGACUGGCUAUGGCCUCCAAACAGCUGCCCUGUUGCUUUGUACUGGUCUUUGUUUCCUAGGAUCUGCAACUUUUUCGAGGGCCUCCAAUGCUCUGCUUGCCAUCCUCAGCUUGGCCAUUGUCAGCAUCCCGGUCUCUGCUGUCUUCAAGGCUCCCUUCCAUGAUAGGGAUCUCGGGAUUCAUUUCACCGGACCUAGUCUUGAUACCCUGACCGACAACUUUCUUCCUCACAGCGGCCCUCAGUUCAAAGGCCUCGAAACGUUUCGUGAUCUGUUUGGCAUUCUAUUUCCUGCUACCUCAGGAAUCUUCGCGGGUGCAUCCAUGUCUGGAGACCUCAAAGACCCAAGCAGAUCGAUUCCUCAUGGAACGCUCUGGGCAAUGUUGACAACCUUCAUCAUUUACUUUGUCGUAAUCCUUUCACUGGCUGCGAGUACAACUCACACAUCUUUCCUGGCCAACGACAACGUUAUCCCUCUCGUCAACCUCUCCCAACCUGUCAUCCUCGCUGGUGAAUGUGCAGUCACCUUCUUCUCCGCUCUUAUGGGCCUGAUCGGUGCCUCCAAGCUGUUCCAAGCUUUUGCAAGGGAUAAGCUUCUUCCAGGCCUCGGCUUCUUCAGCAAGGGCACAAAACAUGGUGACGAACCUAUUUACGCUUUGCUCCUGACUUAUGUCAUUGCACAAUUGGCGCUCUUCGCCGAUCUCAAUCAGAUCGCUACCUUUAUCUCUAUGGGAUAUCAGAUGACUUUCUUUGUCAUGAAUUUAGCUUGCUUCCUUCUCAAAGUCGGAUCAGCCCCUAACUUCAGGCCAAGCUUCAAGUUCUUCACCUGGCAAACUGCUUUCCUUGCCGGCAUCUUGUCAGGCUUUGCUAUGUUCUUCAUCGAUGAGACCUAUGCUGCUAUUGCUAUCACAGUACUUGUGUUGCUAUUCCUCCUCAUUCAUUACCUCAGCCCUCCUAAGCACUGGGGCGAUGUCAGCCAGAACUUGAUCUAUCAUCAAGGGUCGCUUUACAUUCUUGGCCAUGUCAUCGUGACCGACGACUUCAACUCAGGGGUUCAUGAAGCUCGGCUUCAACAGCAUGCCUGGACAAAAUACAUCAAUGAGUUCUCCAAGAUCAAGGCUUUUGUGCAGCUAACAAUGUCGCCCACCAUCACUUGGGGUAUCCGCAAUCUGAUACUAUCAGCUGGCCUCGGUGGAAUGCGUCCCAACAUUGCUGUGCUUGGGUUUUACAACAUGGAGGAACUGCGGAAAUCAAACCCGAAGCUACGCGUACCUGAUGUUCCCGUAUCUUUGUCCAGUCAAAUGCGACGGCCCGCUAAGUCAAAUGGCAAGGCCCCCGAAAGGCCUCGGAGACGAAGGGGUGACACGUCAGCAAGGCUCAUGGAGGGCAUCCUACCAACAGAUGUUAUUCGUACCGAGAAUAUGAUGUCUCCAAAAGAGUAUCUGACUAUAUUAGAGGACCUUGCGUUGCGAUAUCGACUCAACAUUGCAGUGGGGUGUGGCUUUGAAUCGCUCGAGACGCCAAGAAAGGACGGAAACAACACCAAAAAGUACAUCGACCUAUGGCCUAUCCAGAUGUCGGCCGAGGUUACUUCUGACGGAAAGAGUUUGCUGACCACCAACUUUGAUACAUACACCCUCAUUUUGCAGCUGGGGCAUAUUCUUCACAGUGUGCAACUCUGGAAGCAUGUUUAUACGCUUCGGGUCAUGGUGUUUGUGGAAUACGAGAGUGAGGUCAACGAAGAGCAUGCUCGGGUUCUGGCACUUCUUGAGAAAUUAAGAAUUGACGCAGAGGUCAAAGUAUUUUGCUUGGCAUCAGGCAGCCUAAAUACUUACGAUCUCAUCGUCAAUGGGAUAGGUAGCGACAUCGAUUGGGAGAUCGUUGUCAACGAUGCACUCCGCAACGAAGAGUGGUGGGAUGAUGUGCAGAUGUUCCGAGGCCGAUCAGACAACAUGACUUCUACCCAGGAGCUGGAUCAGCUGGAGCACAUAUAUGAUACGAUAUCUGGGAGGCCUGGUUUGUAUAACCCUCAUGAGGAAAUAUACGAUCGUCGACGUGCUAGCACGACGGAUGUUCCCGAAUUACCAAGACGGCCGGCUAUUCGGAUGCUUUCAAAGAUGGGGGUUAGUAUGGGAAUUCACACACACCAUCUCCCCGAUGGCGCAUUAGAUGAAACGGAUAACGAGGAUGACGAGGCAGAAGACUCGCAAGCAGAACUUCUUGAUGACGAAGAAAUGGGGUACAGUUCUAUACUAGACCGUGAGUCGAUUGACGAAACAAACAUCGGCCCGAGUGAUGCAGCUCGCCAGCCAUUGUUGGCGGGUGGGGAUUCUCAUGAUGAGGAUGGCAGAGUGCGUGGUGACUUCUGGGAAAGCUUUGGCCGAAGGUCCAAGUCGGACACAGUUGGCGAUGCGGUCGGGACAAGUACGUCGUACGGUACAAUGUCAUCGUCUGCGACAGUAAAGGGAGUUGGCGCUGGCGUUGGUGGAGUCCAGACAUCACAGUCGGCAUCAGCAUCAGCCUCUCAAGUGGUACCAGAAUCAUCAGCAACACAGACGAGCCAACGACCACUUGGAGGCAGCACAGACUCUGCCCCGGAAGAGUUUCCCCCUCUUGUCUCGCGAGACUCGCUAGGACCCUCGGCAGCCUUCAGUCGUGUACGCCCCCCAAGCCCUACGCGAGAAGACACUGCGCGCCCGUAUCGCAGCGGUGCGUCAACACCAGGAAGACCAAAUCUUUCCAGGCAGUCCUCGGCCGUGAAGUUCUCUAGCCGCCCGGUCCCGGAAACAAAGAUCGUGGCCUCGGAAGCAGAGGGGUCCACGAUAAGCUUUGCGCCGCCCUCUAGCACCGAAUCUGAGACUCCCAAGGCCGGACCGUAUCGACCGAGCUAUUCGCGGCAAUCGUCGCUGGGAAAGUUCCCGAACAGAUCCCGGUCUAGCGGUCAAUUGUUGGCCGGCGAGGAGAGCAGAAAAGUCAGUUUCGCGGAACAGUCUGACUGCGAGCCAUACUCAACGCAUCAUUCUCGAUUCCAUUCGCGGCGGAAUUCUCGAGGAUCUACACAAGGAGGGGGCGAAUCCUAUGACCAAAUUCCAGAAAUGCUUGAAAGAUACAGAUUAAGUUCACAUCUAGAGGAGGAAGGUCAAAAUUCGGGUUACACGCCGCAGGGAUUGGAGCUCUCUUUCAACGAGCUUCCAAGCAGAGCACAGCAUCUCAUUGUGAACGAAUUGAUGCGUCAGCAUUCCAAGGAGACAGCUGUUCUUCUCAGCACGCUGCCAAUUCCUUCGGAGGGCACUUGCUUGGAUGAAGCUUCUACUAUACAGUAUCUGUCUGAUGUCGAAGUUCUGUGCAAUGAGCUGCCACCAACGCUGUUGGUUCUGAGCAACAAUAUGACAGUGACUGUCAACCUAUAG
Fusarium subglutinans is the source of this 3894-nucleotide messenger RNA. RefSeq names its product na+ k+ 2cl-cotransporter. Lineage: Eukaryota; Fungi; Ascomycota; Sordariomycetes; Hypocreales; Nectriaceae. Gene Ontology annotation, molecular function: potassium:chloride symporter activity. The transcript is spliced from 5 exons. Bases 1 to 3894 code for a protein of 1297 amino acids. Gene Ontology annotation, biological process: cell volume homeostasis; potassium ion import across plasma membrane; chloride transmembrane transport. Gene Ontology annotation, cellular component: membrane. The record is from RefSeq and is a predicted model, not a curated record.